Molecule: messenger RNA, 5961 nt
Organism: Anoplophora glabripennis (Asian longhorned beetle)
Lineage: Eukaryota; Metazoa; Arthropoda; Insecta; Coleoptera; Cerambycidae
Gene: gek
Product: serine/threonine-protein kinase Genghis Khan
Exons: 28
Coding region: 297-5471 (1724 amino acids)
Biological process (GO): peptidyl-threonine phosphorylation; actomyosin structure organization
Cellular component (GO): cytoplasm; cytoskeleton
Molecular function (GO): protein serine/threonine kinase activity; ATP binding
Source: RefSeq, a predicted model, not a curated record
UUAACAGGUGGCAAUGAUCUUGGGAAACUAUAAAAAAAAUAUUAUAAUAUAGUUUUCCGCUAUGCAGAUAUAAAUAAAAGUGAUAUCUUCAUAUUUUAAAAGUUUCAUUUCAUUAUUAAAAAAAUUAUAUAAAUCAUAUGUAAACGAAUACAUAAAACGAUGAAUGUGUGAAUUGUGAUCACAGUGGGGGAGUUACAAAAAUGGCUACCAAAAGUUAUUAUUGAAGUGUAUUUAAAUGAUAAGUGAUAAAAAUCUAUCAUUAAUCGGCGUCAUACAGGUACUAAUGAAAUUGCCAGAUGAGUGAAACGACUGUGGGGGCCAUGCAAGGUGCUCCUGGAGAACACCGGCUUAAGCAUCUUGAACGAUUAUUCCUAGGGGGCCCUGUUCUGGGAAAGGAACUUAGUUUCAGUAUCGAAACCCUACUAGACUUACUUAUAGUCUUAUACGAUGAAUGCUGUAUCUCCAGCCUACGUAAGGAAAAAACUGUUUCGGAUUUUAUUGAAUAUGUAAAACCUGUAGCAAACUCUGUCAAACUGCUGAGACUAACUAGAGAUGAUUUUGAGAUAAUAAAGGUCAUAGGGCGAGGUGCUUUUGGCGAGGUAUGUGUUGUAAAAUUUAAAGGAACGGACAGAGUGUUUGCUAUGAAGAUACUCAAUAAAUGGGAAAUGCUUAAAAGAGCAGAAACAGCAUGUUUUAAAGAAGAGCGUGAUGUUUUAGUUUAUGGUGAUAGGAGAUGGAUAACGCAUCUUCACUAUGCAUUUCAGGAUGAAUCUAAUUUGUAUUUAGUAAUGGAUUAUUAUUGUGGGGGUGAUCUGUUAACGUUAUUGAGUAAAUUUGAGGACCGUCUUCCAGAAGAUAUGGCAAGAUUUUAUAUAGCAGAAAUGGUCUUAGCCAUAGACUCUAUUCACAAUCUUGGAUAUGUGCACAGGGAUAUCAAGCCAGAUAAUGUUCUGUUAGAUGCAAAUGGUCAUAUUCGGUUAGCAGAUUUUGGUAGUUGUUUGAAAUUAAAUGAAGAUGGAAUGGUGCAAUCAAAUGUAGCAGUAGGAACCCCGGAUUAUAUUUCUCCAGAGAUUCUAAGGGCAAUGGAGGAUGGCCAAGGUAGAUACGGUCCAGAAUGUGAUUGGUGGUCUCUUGGCGUCUGCAUGUACGAAAUGUUAUUUGGUGAAACACCAUUUUAUGCCGAGAGUCUAGUCGAGACCUAUGGAAAGAUUAUGAACCAUAAAAACUGUUUCGAUUUUCCUACUGACAUAGAAGUUUCCGAUGCAGCAAAAAAUUUGAUUAAACAACUAAUAUGUAGCCAGGAAUUUCGUUUGGGACAGAAUGGAAUUCAGGAUUUCAAGAAUCACCCUUGGUUCGAGGGUGUAGAUUGGGAUUCGAUUAGGGAAAGUAGUGCUCCGUAUAUUCCAGAAGUAUCCAGUCCCACGGAUACUUCAAAUUUUGAUGUCGACGAUGCUGACAUAAGGUUGUCCGAUGCUUUGCCUCCAACUGCCAAUAAUGCCUUUACAGGCCUUCAUUUACCUUUCAUCGGAUUUUCAUUUACACAAGGAAGUUAUAUUUGUGAUUUAAGUAAUCUUUCGUGUUAUAUAAAAUCGAAUUCGACUGAUAAACAAAAUCAACGAAAUAAAAGCGAUUUAAUGGGUAACGAAAAAGAAGGUGAAAAACGAAUUUCACCCGAUGGAACUAGGAAACUUCAGGAUGAAAUUAAUAUUUUAACAAAACGAAAUUGCGAACUAGAGUCUCAAAUAAGAAGCCUUGAAGCUGGUCAAUCAAGGGAAUUUCAGACGGAUUCGUUAGAUGGCUCUGAUAACAGUAAACUUAAGGAAAUGGAAAAACUUAUUAGGAUAUUGAAACAGGAGAAAGAAGAAAUUCAAAAAGAUAAACAAGAUUUACAGGAAAAAUUGAAGUUUCAAGAUAAAGAGUUAAAAGAUGCUGUGGCGCAAAAAAAAUUAGCCAUGACUGAAUAUACAGAGGUGUCGGACAAAUUAGCGGAACUUAGGCAGCAGAAACAGAAGUUUUCUAGACAGGUUCGGGAUAAGGAAGAAGAAUUAGAAACGGCAAUGCAGAAAGUAGAUUCCUUAAGGAAUGACAUAAGGAGAGCAGAAAAAUUAAGGAGAGAAUUAGAAUCUCGAGUUGAUGAAGCUCAGGCAGAAGCAACCAAAGAACGAAAAUUAAGGGAACGAUCAGAGGAAUACUGUCGACAGAUGCAGGCUGAAUCUGAUCGGCUUAGGGUUAGGAGUGAACAUGGUCCUAGGGAUCAGCAAGACUCUCUCAGGCUGAAAGCUGAACUAGAAAAAUUAGAGGUUCAAUAUAAUGAGAGUUUAGCACAGCAACAAGCCAGGUAUAACUUGGAAAUAUCAUCGCUGCGGGAACAACUACAUGAGGCAGAAACACAUAGGGACCUCUUAGAACGAGAGGUACAAUCAUUAAAAGAGAAAGUGGAAAAAUCUAGAUUAGAAGCAAUAUCAGAUUCUGAACAGAUGAUUGCUGAAUUAAAUCGUCGUCACGAAAGAGAUAAACAAAUUUUAUUGGAGGAUAAUAAAAAACUUUCUUCUAAUAUCGAAUUUUUAACCGAAUCUAUGAACCGCUUCCAAACAGAAAGAACUAACCUCGAAUCUGAAUACGACCAACUGAGAAAUAAACAAGAAGCGUUGGGUCAGUGGGAGUCACAGUUAGCAGAAAUAAUCCAGUGGGUAAGCGACGAAAAGGACGCUAGGGCGUAUUUACAAGCUUUGGCAACAAAAAUGACAGAAGAGUUAGAUUACCUUAAACAUGCUGGUGUAUCCAACGCUGUGGGUGGGUCAGAUAAAAACUGGAGAAACAGAAGAUCGCAAAAGUUAGAUAAAAUGGAGCUGCUUAACCUACAGAGUUCUCUGCAGAGCGAAAUACAAGCUAAGCAGUCUAUCAGCGAAGAUCUGAGUAGAACUAGGGAAGCACUGUUAGCAGCUCAAAAGGAAUUAAGGGAUUACAGACAGCGUAAUGAGGCUUUAAAUCUUGAUCUUAAAAGAAAGGAGAAGCAAAUUAAGGACUUUCAAAAUCGACUGGAUUCCGAAGGAUUUUUGGAGAGGCCGUCAUCGCAAAUGUCAUACCUUGAUCAGUUUUUGAAAGAAACUAACUCGUCUUGUCAGCAGAAUACGUACGACAAUUUACCUGUUCAGAACCUUUUAUAUCAAGGCGGUUCGAUCGAAUCCGAAGAAGGAGAUAUAGAAGACAACAGAGCGUUGAGCAUGUCUAGCUCGAAAAGUAAUUUAUCAGAAUUAAGUUUACAUGAGUCGCAGUCUCCCAUGAAACACAAAGCGCACCAGUUUUUGGUUCGUACUUUUUCUAGUCCCACAAAAUGCAGCCAUUGUACGUCUUUGAUGGUGGGCCUUAUGAGGCAGGGGAUGGUUUGUGAAAUAUGUGGAUUUACUUGUCAUACGGCCUGUUGCCCUCACGUUCCUGCUAUUUGUCCAGUUCCGCCGGACCAGACCAAACGUCCUUUGGGAAUCGAUCCUACAAGAGGCAUCGGAACAGCUUACGAAGGCUACGUUAAAGUUCCGAAACAAGGAGGAGUGAAAAAAGGUUGGGUCAGACAAUUCGUUGUUGUUUGUGACUUUAAACUAUUUUUAUACGACAUAUCAGCAGAUCGUAAUGCCUUACCAAGUGUUCAUGUAGCUCAAGUAUUAGAUAUGCGUGAUCCUCAGUUUAGUGUAUCUAGUGUUAAGGAUUCUGAUGUCAUUCACGCGAAUAAGAAAGACAUACCUUGUAUAUUUAAGGUCACCACAUCCCUAAUGGAACCACCAGGGCCGAGAAAUUCAACGUUAAUGCUGGCCGACACAGAGGCCGAACGGAACAAGUGGGUGACUGCCCUUGCAGAGUUACAUCGAAUUAUGAAAAGAAAUAAUUUACCGAAUACCACCGUAUUAGUAGCAAGGGAAUUAAUCGAUACAUCCCUCACCUUAUUAAGAAGUACCCAUUCCGCAGCCAUAAUAGAUCCAGACAGGAUCGUUUUAGGUACGGAAGAGGGAAUGUACUGCAUUGAUUUAGACAGAAGCGAAAUUGCGAAAAUAGGAGAAGGGAAGAAAAUAUUACAAUUGGAAUAUAUAAGCGAGGAGCAUUUAUUAGUCGUCGUUAGCGGCAAACAGAGACAGGUUAGACUCGUACCUAUUAGAGCCCUGGAUGGAGACGACGUGGAAUGGAUUAAAGUGACGGAGAGUAAAGGUUGUGCAGUACUCAGCGUAGGGCCUGUUUUAAGAGCCCCUUUGACGUUUUGCCUUUGUGUAUCAAUAAAGAAACAGCAAAAUUCGUCAGUGAUUAUUAUCUACGAAAUAACCCGUACAAAAACUAGGCAUCAACGUGUUCGUGAAAUUGGUUUACCAGUCAAUGUACAAUCUCUCCAGCUUCUAACAGAUGGUCGACUGUGUGUAGGAUCACCAUCUUGUUUUACCAUUUACAACAUUCAGAGUGGGGAUCAACAGCUUAUAUCACUGUUGCAUCAAGAAAAUCCUUUAUAUGCAACAAUAACUUGUAGUGCCGUCGAAGCACUAAGGGUCGUGGAACUUCCGAGGCACGAAUAUUUGUUGAUAUUUGGUACUCUAGCUGCUUAUGUUGACCGACAUGGUAGGAAGUCACGAGACAGAGAAAUAAUGUAUCCUGCCGUUCCAACAGCUAUCGGAUACAGAGACGGUCAUUUAAUCGUAUACAGUGACACUCAUAUAGAUAUAUUCAACUGUGCAACAGGCGAAUGGGUCCAAACUGUGAAUAUAAAGAAAGCAAAACCAUUAAAUGAUAGUGGUAGUCUUACCUUGUGCACGUUAAAUGAUUUAGCACAUUUGUUAUAUCUAUCCAACAUUCAUCAAAAAGAGAUAAUAAAUUUAGACAACAUUGUUACACUUGAUCGUGAAGGCAGAACGGUUCCGAAGACGAGAAGAAGGUUUUCAUUAAGAGAGGGAAAUCGAUCACAACGAAUAAAUACAGAUAGGCGUUCAAAACUAAUAUCGGCACCGACAAACUUCAAUCAUAUUAGUCACAUGGGUCCGGGAGAUGGUAUUUCGCGGCAAAAGUUGAUUGAUUUGACUAUGGGUCUAACUGAUCAAAUCGCCGAACCAAACGCCUACGCUGCUACCGUUCCAACGCCUCAGCCAAGGCAAAUAACAAAGUCGGCUCCGUUACCACCAAAACAUGGUGAAAGAAAGCGACCGGAGAUUUCAAACCCGAUACCGAUUAGAACGACUUUUCCCGCUUACAAUGGUGCAAAAAGGGCAGCCCCUCCUCGACCAAGGGAUCUGCCGCCGGCAUUACCAAGACCCUCUGAUACUUCGCCGUCUCCAGAUCCAGCAAGCAUUGGCAGUAUGUCUUCUUUACAUGAAAUAAUCAAGGGAACAGAGAAUAGAGGUAGUCCUCGUCACUCGAUUGCCAGUAACAAUAGUUCCAAUCUGUCAACACCCCCGUCUCCUCAAGCGGACCACCACAACAGCUCAAGUUACGAUAGCUAAAAACUGCCAUUAAUCAGCUGUAAUUUACCAUGCAUUUAUAAGGAAAAUGUUAUAAGAAAAGUGAGAAUAUAGUCGUUGACUGAUAUGUAGAGUGACCAGUAAGAAAAAAAAUUAUGCAAUUGUACACUGAGAUUUGUUUGAUGUUGAAUUUUUUAAAAGAAACAAUGGAUACUUUACAUGUCUAGACUGAUUAGUUACCUCAAGUUUUAAAGUAUGAAAAAUUAUUCAAACAAUAAAAAUUGAUAUUAUUAAUAUAUAUUUAGAUUUUAAGAUGGCACUUGUACUUAUUUUUAUGUACAUUUUGUGAAUUAUUUUUUUUAUUUUGUUUAUAUUUUAUUAAGAUUGUAAAAUAAUCCAAGUCAAUUAAGUGUUGUAAUAUGAUUUUAUCCUCGAGCAAUUCUGAAUAAUGUAACGUUUCUAUUUAGGUUGCAUUAUUUGACUUCUCUACUAUAUUUUAUAUUUAUAUCUAUUUAUUUGUUUUAAAAUUUUA